Oryzias latipes (Japanese medaka) is the source of this 2533-nucleotide messenger RNA. RefSeq lists its product as uncharacterized. Gene Ontology annotation, biological process: regulation of DNA-templated transcription elongation. Lineage: Eukaryota; Metazoa; Chordata; Actinopteri; Beloniformes; Adrianichthyidae. Gene Ontology annotation, cellular component: DBIRD complex; nucleus. Gene Ontology annotation, molecular function: DNA binding. The record is from RefSeq and is a predicted model, not a curated record.
CUCCGCCGCGGCUCUGCUGCCCCUUGGUGGUCAUCCGGCGGAAAGGCAGCUGUGGAAGUAGGUCGCGCGCUGCUCCUCCGUCGGUACACUUCUGCAGAAACGAUGAAGAAACGGCAUUUAAACCCAACGCCCCCGGUUGUUCCCUACAGAGCGGCGUUAGGAUACAACCCGCCGCCCCCCAUGAGAGUUCCGCCGCGGUUCAUCGAGGCCAUGCGGCGCAUCACCGGGACGGAGCCGGCAGUUAACCCGGCAGAACCGAAGCGGAGCGAGCCCACGAGAACUGCAGCGCCACCUUCAGUCAACAAAUGGAAGUCCUCGUUCAAAGUCCUGGGUGAUCAGGAGGACAGUCCUCAGAUGCAAACCGCUAACAGUCCAGAGAGGACGGAGCUUUACGAUCCCAGCAGUCCUCUGUCGUCAGACUCCGAGCCCGAGGGGCCGCGGGCCCCGCCUCCCACCCACUCCCCGCCCAAUCUGGAGGUCAUCCUGCCCCGUCAGCAUCACGACAGCGGAAGGUGGGACCGCGAGAGCCGACUCCCGGACAGACUGGACUUGGUCCCUGGAAGCAGCCCUGCCGGGAGCAGAGGGCUCAGUCCAGGUUUUCGGCCGGCCCAAAGACCAGCAUACAGCGCCGAGGCGGAGCCGCUCGGAUGCACGGGUUUUGGGUUCAACUCCCUGGACAAACAUAACCACCUUCCUCCUGACAGAACCCCCUUACAGCAGCUAGGGGCCUCUGCGGAGGAGGAGGGGAGGAUUGUGCCUGAAUGCAGGAGAGAGGCAGCAGCUCCACCCACAACAUCUCCACCCAGAUUCAAGAGAGACUACCUCAGACCUCUGGAAGCAGACGUUCUCUUGACAGUAGAAGUGGAUCAGGACUUACCUCGGACUAAAGUGACCAAAACGGAGGAAACCGCUGCGGCACAGAGCAGGUGUCCCAUCACCUGUGACCUCUGUGAUGUGGGAGUGGCCAAUGCGCAGGAGCUGCAGGCUCAUUUAGACUGCAAGAGCCACUGGGACACUAUGCAGUACAUCCAGGAGCACAACAGCUACGACGAUGUGACUGCGGCUUUUCUUCAGGAGGUGAUGCUCUCCAAGAGUCUUCAGUGCAGCCGAGCCAUCGAGGACAGCGCGCUGACCGCUCUGCAGGAGAACGACCACAUGACCAAGGUGGAAAUGUUUCACUGCGCCGCCUGCAAACUGUUGGUCCCCACGUCUGGAGCCGACGUGAAAGCUCACAUCACGUCUGUGGAUCACCUGCGCAACACCAAGGAGUUCGAGGAGCAGCAAAGACGUGCAUGCCUCAGCAAAGCAGAGACCCUCAUGAAGGAGUUAAAACCACAGUUUGAACACUUCCUGAAUGUUCUGAAACUCAAUGGACAGACUUGAGAGAAUGGAAAGACAGGUCAGGAGUUUGGGACAUCGUGGUGUGAAAACCACACCGGAUGAUGUGAAACGUUGACUUGAAUUGAUCUGCCAAGCAAAGCCACGCCCUCUCCCAUUUCUGUUGAUGUAGUUUGAAAUAAAAUAACAGCCCUGGACUGUGUUGCUGCUGUCUGUGAGGGUUUAACAUGCAUCUCUGCACCAAGCCCCCGCCUCACCACAGAGCCAGAGACCUAGACCCAGCAGCCCCCUGGCUGAGGAACAGAGAGCGCGCAGAGCCGGAGCCCCACCCCACCCCACCCCAAUGCGCUCCGGGCCCAUACCCAAUGCCCCAACCGCUUGAGACCUACGCCUUCACACAGACGGGAGGCUCUAUGAAAAAUAUUUUCAUGAAAUCAAACAUUCUUCAACAAGAUAGUGUUAUCCAACCAAACUCUUCACUCACCCAGAAACAUCUGUAGGGUUUGUUCUUUUGUACAGGUUACACACACUGAUUCACCCAAACCCAGCAUCUGAUCAGCCUUCAGAAACCCUGCAGGUCUGGUCUCCAGCGUUUGUGCAGAAACACAAGACUCCAGGAUCCACUCACAACUGGCAGUCUGUUCUUUCUCCGCUUCCCUCUGGUGUGGAGGAUCCUUAAACAAAAGAAGCCGUCUGCUCAGCGACUGACACCAUUUAGCUAAAUUCAAGUUCUGCCUGGAAGUCAGAAGCAGACCAGUGAUCCCAGAGGCAUGGAACGUUUUCUGGCUGAACUCGGCCUCUCUGGCUGGUAGAAGGUGUGACGGACAAAUACUGACUGACCUUUUGCUUCUGCAACAAUGUGAGGAUUCUGUUCUGCUCACUGACAGGUUUUCAGGCCAGCCAGCCUCGCUGACCGUUCCCAGCUGGUACCGACUUUGAGCUGAGAGCUGGGGGCUACUUUUUCUGUCCAGGAUCUACAUUUAUUGUUUCUGCCAGUGGCUUCAACAGUCCUGUGUUGUGUUGGUCACACAGUCACAUGGACAUGUGUGCAGCAUCACUUGAAAGCCCUGGAAGUUGUACUCCAGCAUAACUAUGUAUGACCACCAUAAGCUUUUGUUAGUUCACAACCCUAAAAUAAUGUUGGUGCUUUUUGUGUUUGUCCCACAAACAUGUUAAAGACCCAUUCUGACAGAAA